Molecule: messenger RNA, 1218 nt
Organism: Amaranthus tricolor (Joseph's coat)
Lineage: Eukaryota; Viridiplantae; Streptophyta; Magnoliopsida; Caryophyllales; Amaranthaceae
Product: ribulose-phosphate 3-epimerase, cytoplasmic isoform-like
Exons: 8
Coding region: 152-826 (224 amino acids)
Biological process (GO): carbohydrate metabolic process; pentose-phosphate shunt; pentose-phosphate shunt, non-oxidative branch
Cellular component (GO): cytosol
Molecular function (GO): metal ion binding; D-ribulose-phosphate 3-epimerase activity
Source: RefSeq, a predicted model, not a curated record
AUCUAAUAAAGCAUUACAAAUUAGGAGUAAAAAACAUAGAACUUCCCAAUUCCCAAAUUAUAGACUGAAGUAGGUGAGCCGUGGAAGAAUUAACCAUCGUCUUUCCCUAAUUCCAUCUUUUUGGCUAUUGCACCUUCAAAGAAUCAAAAUCAUGGGAGUUCAACCUAAAAUUGCUCCAUCUAUGCUAUCCUCAGACUUCGCCAAUUUGGCUUCCGAAGCUCAACGUAUGCUUGAUUGUGGUGCUGAUUGGCUCCAUAUGGAUAUUAUGGAUGGGCACUUUGUCCCAAAUCUUACAAUCGGUGCUCCAGUUAUUGAGAGUCUAAGAAAGCACACCCAGGCGUAUUUGGACUGCCAUCUUAUGGUCACAAAUCCCCUUGCUUAUGUGGAGCCAUUAGGAAAAGCUGGUGCUUCUGGAUUUACGUUUCAUGUUGAGGUUUCGAAAGAUAACUGGCAAGAUCUUGUUGAAAAGAUAAAGUCUAAAGGAAUGAGGCCUGGUGUUGCACUGAAGCCUGGGACACCUAUUGAAGAAGUUUACCCUCUGGUGGAAGGACAUAACCCAGUUGAAAUGGUCCUUGUUAUGACUGUGGAGCCAGGAUUUGGCGGGCAAAAGUUUAUGCCAGAAAUGAUGGAUAAGGUUCGUGCAUUGAGGAAGAAAUAUCCAUCCCUUGAUAUUGAGGUGGAUGGUGGUCUGGGGCUGUCUACUAUUGACGCUGCUGCUUCAGCUGGCGCAAACUGUAUUGUUGCUGGAAGUUCAGUGUUUGGUGCCCCAGAACCAGCUCAUGUUAUUCAAAUAAUGCGGAAGAGCGUGGAAGACGCACAGCAGUAGGCAGAAUCUGAAAUUUUAGGAAGCAUAGUGAGUUGCUCAAACUUCCGUUUUUGAACAUUGAAUGGGUUGCAUAAAUAUACUGAACCAAAAUUAUAUUUCUUGACUUCAGAAACUUUAUAGAUUGGCGAUACCACUGUGUUAUAGUAUGUUAUACCAAAUGUAUGUGUAAUGUGUAUCAAGCAUCGCUUGAAGAUUAAUAAUGGCUUCUCCAUCAUGACUCAUGAGUUGGGGUUUUUUCCCUAUCCUCUGAUCAUAAAUUUGGAUUGUGUUUGAGAAUGUUAUAGCAGCCUUCUUUCCAAUGUUCACCUUCUGGGGUGGACCCCUCUUAACCUCCAAAAAUUUGUCACUCCAACUUUUCCCAUUUCUUAUGAAAGUCUACUUUUAUUUUUGCU